AGCUGCACUUAUGGAGAAGGCUGUCAGUGUGUGCUUGUGCUUGCUAGGACUGACUUCCAGACAGGUAGCUAGUUCAGCUGUGGCUUCAAACACUCCCUCCUCCCCUUUCGUUAUCCUAUGGCCCUAAUCAUUCUACACACAGGAAUGAUCGGCAUCCCUCUGUUAACAUCGCUGGCAUGCUACUUUAUUUAUGAAAGUCAGGGCGAGAUACAGGAAGAGCACUUAUGAGUGGGAGAGAGGCGGAGGGAGGCUUGGCUGGCUUAAGUUACAACGCUCUGCUGAAUUGUGGAGGCUGAGAGAGAUUUUUUCCCCUCACACUUUCUUCUUUGGGGACUGUAUGAUCAUUAGAGAAAGAACCUAGAAAGGCAGAGUGAGCAUGGGACAGACGGUGGAUUCGGAGUCAGCCACUGAAGAUCCAGAUUCCAGCUACGAUGAUGAGCUCGACCACCAUCAGCCAUCGCCAGAGCCCGUGGGGAGUGAAGGGGACGGGGCGGGGGACAGCACCCCGCCCACCAAGCGCAAGGGCAAGUUCUCCAGCUUCGGAAAGAUAUUUAAACCUUGGAAGUGGAGGAAAAAGAAAAGCAGCGACAAGUUUAAGGAAACUUCAGAAGUUCUGGAAAGAAAGAUCUCGAUGAGGAAGCCCAGAGAGGAGCUGAUCAAACAGGGUGUGCUGAAGGAGCUCCCAGAGAGUGAGAGGGAGGACCACAACUCCAACCCCCCCACUCUAAAAAAUGGCCACACAGUGCCUGUUGGAGUGUCCAGGAGCUCCGCGUUGGAGGCAGAGAAGAGGGCGACCCUUACAAAGCCUCCCCACGAGGACAGCAGGAAGAGUCACGCCUCCUCCGAGGCAGAGAAGCGCACCACCCUCACCAAACCGCCCUCCUCCUCAGAAGGGAGGCGCAGCAAACCCCCCUCCGAGGUGGAGAAGCACUCCAGCUUCCAGAAGCCUCUGCCUGUGGAGGAAGGCAGGAGGAGCCGGCAAGCCUCAGAGGGGGAGAAGGGGACCAGUCUGCAAAAGUUUCCCUCUGUGGAGGAAGGCAGGAGGAGCCGGCCAGCCUCAGAGGUGGAGAAGGGGACCAGUCUGCAGAAGUUUCCCUCUGCGGAGGAAGGCAGGAGGAGCCGGCCAGCCUCGGAGGUGGAGAAGGGGGCCAGUCUGCAGAAGUUUCCCUCUGCGGAGGAAGGCAGGAGGAGUCGGUUACCCUCCGACGGGGACAAGAGGUCGAGCCUUGCCAAGCCUCCUCAGGCUGAGGAAGGGAGGAGUCGAGACCCGAACGUGAGCCGUCCUGCCUCAGAGGUGGAGUCGAAGCGAGACGCGCUGCGAGAGCCACCGCCCACCAAGCAGCAGCUGCUCCCUCCCAAGUGGCUGGUGGUUUCAUCCUCCUCCUCGCACCAUGAGGCUGGGGGGGAAGGGCAGGUGAAGGAGCCUGGAGCUGCCAGGAAUGGCAUCCCAUCCAACCCUGGCACCAGCAGCAAAGCCACACGGACUGCUUCCUCUGCUAACACUAACCCUGCAGCUGCCCCCAGCUCUUCUACACCUGCCAAGCAACCCCCUGUCCCCCCGCCCAAGCCUGCUAACCGGAACAGCAACCCAGCACUGCUAGAAAAAAACAAGACAGCCUUUAGUUACUCAGCAACUGUUUGGAACAGUCCUCCAGGGGGCAUUAGAACGUCCCCCAAGCAUAGGGUGUUUCAAGCUUCCACAUUGCACAAGGGCAAUAAAUAUUCCUCCCCCCUGUACUGCUCGUGCUGGAAACGAGAGGGUGAAUUCGAUGUCUACCUGUCCCUGCCUCUGUGUCUCUACAGACGCGCCAGACGGCCCAAUACAGCUGAGCUGUCGCAGGCAGUGGGCGGCGGGACUCUAGUGCCAGCAAAGCCCUCGCCUCCGCUGCCCCCGAAGAGGACUACCCCCAUCGCCAAGCCCAGUGCCCAGGAGCCCCCGAGCACAGCUCCCCCUGCCAUACAGCCUACAGAGGAGACCAGUGUCCCUGACCCAGCACUACCUACCCACAUCCCCCCCUCCCCGCCUCGACCUCACCCGAGCAAGCCUGACCCCCCUGACACUGCUCCGCGGCAGGCACAGGUCCCGCUUCACAUCAUGAUCCAGCGUGCCCUGACCAGCCCCGGCCCUGCCACCCCCAACCCUGAGGGCUCCCAGCGUGCCCACUCCCUGCUGUUUGACACCAGCCUGGAGAGCCAGAGUGAGCAGGGGGGCCGGGCCAAGUCUCUGCCCGUCACCAUCGAGCUGCUCAAAGUUCCUGACGAUGAGGAGGAGGAGGAGGAGGAGGAGGAGUUGCCUCCGGAGCUGCAGGCUGGGAGUCGGCGUGUGUAUCUGGGAGAUCGUCUCUCAGUCAGUGUGAUCCCUGAGGUGGGGGGGGCGGGCAGCAGCUGUGAGGAGGAGGAGGAGGAGGAGGAGCAGAGUGACUCGGACUGCGACGGGCCCGUGCUCUACAAAGAGGAGGAGGAGGAGGAGGAGGACGACGACGACGACGAGGAGGACGAGAGCUGCAACAGUUCCCUGGCAAACAAGGUGAAGCGCAAAGACACAAUGGCUCUGAAGCUGAACCAACGGCACCAGCAGGAGCUGAAUCCGGGGGACAGGGACAGCAUUCCAGAGCACAGCAGGGAGCAGUGGGAGGCCUUCCGCACACAGAUAGGGACAGCACUUACACGACGGCUGAGUCAGAGGCCGACUGCUGAAGAACUGGAGCAGCGGAACAUCCUGCAGCCAAGAAAUGAAGCUGAUCGACAGGCAGAAAGACGAGAAAUCAAGCGGAGGCUCACAAGAAAGCUGAGUCAGAGGCCCACAGUAGCAGAGCUGCUGGAGAGGAAGAUCUUGCGUUUUCACGAGUACGUGGAGUGCACCAAUGCACACGACUAUGACCGCAGGGCUGACAAGCCGUGGACGAAGCUCACUCCAGCUGAUAAAGCUGCAAUCCGAAAGGAGCUCAAUGAAUUCAAAAGCUCAGAAAUGGAAGUUCAUGAGAAAAGUAGGAUAUAUACAAGGUUUCAUCGGCCUUAGCAUCCCCGAUAUUGGGAAUCCAGCACUUACUGUUCAAGUCCUGCAAGGGAUCGCAGAGACUUUGUGCUCCCUAGGGGACUGCCGCUCUGAAUGUACUUCAUCAGGAAUCCUGGGACGAUGAUGAUAAUAAUAAUAAUAAUAAUAAUAAUAAUAAUAAUAAUAGUAAGAAGAAGAAGGAGAAGAAAAGAAGAGAGUAGUAAUAGAAAGAAGAUGCAGUAUUUCACCCAGGAACUGGGGGACUGUGUGCCAAGGCAGUGGAAGGAGAGGGAAGGUUUGAAUUCAAGACGUCUCUCUGCUCGGUGAUCCUGCAUUCCUCCUGGAGAAACUGGCCUCAACGCGCUGCCUUCUUCCUCAGAAAUGAUGCCUGUUUGCCUCUACUAUGUACAGAACAUUAGAUUUUUUUUAUUGUAUUGUUUUAUCUUUUUUUCUAUUUGGAAUGAUCAGGGGGAAAAAAUCUAACAAAAUGGACCUUAAUGUCUCAUAACAGUGCACUGGGAACGCUUGUAUAUAAACUGCUGUAGUGUUUCAUAGCAGGAUAACCUAUGGAAAAUAGUAAUAAUAAUGUUGCAAAUAUUCCUAUUGCACAAACAUUAGUUUUAGUAAGACCCAUCUCUAAUUUGGGGGUAGGUUUUUUUCCGUCACUACUGGCCAACAGUUGAGAAUUUUAGGUGGAUUAAUAAAGGCUUCCGCCACAGCACAAAGCUUCUACAGAGCAACUGGUUGUCUUUCUUUAAGCUGAACAGCUGGAUUCUUUCUUUAUGCUGUACAGCUGGAUUCUUUAUGCUGUACAGCUGGAUUCUUUCUUUAUGAUGUACAGCUGGAUUCUUUCUGAUGUACAGCUGGAUUAUUUUUUUAUGCUGUACAGCUGGAUUCUUUAUGCUGUACAGCUGGAUUCUUUCUGAUGUACAGCUGGAUUCUUUCUUUAUGAUGUACAGCUGGAUUCUUUCUGCUGUACAGCUGGAUUCCUUCUGAUGUACAGCUGGAUUCUUUCUUUAUGAUGUACAGCUGGAUUCUUUAUGCUGUACAGCUGGAUUCUUUUUUUAUGCUGUACAGCUGGAUUCUUUAUGCUGUACAGCUGGAUUCUUUCUGAUGUACAGCUGGAUUCUUUCUGAUGUACAGCUGGAUUAUUUCUUUAUGAUGUACAGCUGGAUUCUUUCUGCUGUACAGCUGGAUUCUUUCUGCUGUACAGCUGGAUUCUUUAUGAUGUACAGCUGGAUUCUUUAUGCUGUACAGCUGGAUUAUUUAUGCUGUACAUCUGGAUUCUUUCUUUAUGCUGUACAGCUGGAUUCUUUAUGCUGUACAGCUGGAUUCUUCUUCCAGUCUUAAUUGUAGUCCUCAACUAUCAGCUGAGGGGAAACUAACUAAUCACAUGAUUAGUGAGAUAACAGCUUUUUAAAUGAUCCCACACAACUACACCCCAAGAAACUCACCCCUGUAUCAUUGGAAGAAGACAGCUCCUUAAAUACACAUAAACAAACUAUUUAGUAGACUGACAUUCAUGGUACAGACACACAACACCUAUAACCCACCGAGAUUGACAGGGAGAACCAUUUCAGCAGGAACUUUUGUUUUGUUCGUUUUGUUUCCUUUAGUUUCUGUUUGGCCAGUAGGAAGUCGAUUCCUCAUCCUUUGCUGUAUAGAAUUGUGUUUCUGCACAUGGAAUUGAUCGCGCUGUAUAUCUUGUCUUCCUAUCUUAUACAAAAAAUGAAAACAAUUUUAAAUAUAUUUAAAAAAAAGUAUUAUAGGGAUUUUUUUUAAGCACAAACUAUCUGAAAAUGAAUUAGACACUACUACUACAACUGGUAGCAAAUGUGUGCCUGCUCUGUGUUUUAUCUCAUGGAUGUGUCUUUUUUUUAAGAAAUAUGCUACAGAAUUUUAGCAACACCUCUUGGAAAUGUAAAAGCUAUUGCAGAAUUUAAUUAAAAGCUUAUUAAAAUACAA
Acipenser ruthenus (sterlet) is the source of this 4960-nucleotide messenger RNA. Its product is annotated as phosphatase and actin regulator 4. Bases 377 to 3019 code for a protein of 880 amino acids. NCBI's taxonomy places the organism in Eukaryota, Metazoa, Chordata, Actinopteri, Acipenseriformes, Acipenseridae. Gene Ontology annotation, molecular function: actin binding. Gene Ontology annotation, biological process: neural crest cell migration; actin cytoskeleton organization. The record is from RefSeq and is a predicted model, not a curated record. The transcript is spliced from 15 exons.